Messenger RNA from Orussus abietinus, 1932 nucleotides. It is a transcript of the gene rho-7, whose product is annotated as presenilins-associated rhomboid-like protein, mitochondrial. Gene Ontology annotation, molecular function: serine-type endopeptidase activity. The record is from RefSeq and is a predicted model, not a curated record. Gene Ontology annotation, cellular component: membrane. Bases 339 to 1343 code for a protein of 334 amino acids. NCBI's taxonomy places the organism in Eukaryota, Metazoa, Arthropoda, Insecta, Hymenoptera, Orussidae. The transcript is spliced from 8 exons.
UGGCAAAAAUACGUAAUAAACGCCCAGACUUUACUACCACAGCGACUCUGGUGACCAAAAGUUACAUGAAAAUCUUCAACAAAAAUUGAUCGCCCUUCAUCACAGAAAUUUUAUUUGUGGUAGCAGUUUUUACACAUUAUCUGUGUUAUUAACCACUGAGGAUUUCCUUUUUUUCCAAAACGUUCGGCACUGAUUUUUACAUUUAGUAGUUCGCGUACACCGACGUAUUUAAUAGAACACAUCAAAAUUUAAUAAUUUUGACAGAACAAUAUUUCAUUGUCAGGUUCAAAUGUGACAUUUUAUGCCUUUGCACAAAAUUACUUUGAGAGUUUGAUAAAAUGACUACAUUGUUAUUGCAUUUAGGAAAGGUCUCGAGUAAACGAAUUUUUGCAACUACGCAAUGGCAAGACAUACGAUGGCAAUUCGAAAGCUCAAUGAGGCAAAUCAGGCACUUCCGCAGAUUAAGAGACUCUCCAAAACUCGUUCAAAAGUCAUUCUCAAAUGUACAUCAGGAUAAAGGAAGUUCACAAUCAACAAACCUUUUGAAACCAUUUUGUUUUACUGUUUUGUUUACUGGUGCAACUUUUGUCGGUGCAACCAUUUGGGAAUAUGAACGCAUACGACAGAAGGCUCAGUCUGCUAAAGUCUACCGGCAAUUUCAUACUCUCCGAACUGGAUGGAGAAAGGACAUGGAAAACUGGUGGAAUGAUUUAUAUGAAGGUCAAAAAGUAUUUGCAGCAAUUUGCUUUAUCAAUGUCCUUGUUUUCCUAUGCUGGAGGGUCCCAGCUUUUCAAGGCACAAUGGUCCAAUACUUUUCCUCACAUCCUCAUGCUAGAGCAACAUGUUGGCCCAUGUUACUAUCCUCAUUUUCACAUUACUCCAUACUACAUUUGGCUGCAAACAUGUACGUAUUACAUAGCUUCAGUGCUAGCUGUGUAACAGCACUUGGAAAGGAACAAUUUGUGGCAUUAUAUCUGUCCAGUGGAGUUAUAUCUGGUUUCGUUAGUCAUCUGUACAAGGCUUCCUUGGGUUUACGCGGUGCAUCAUUGGGAGCAUCUGGAGCGAUCAUGGGAAUCCUUGGUUUUGUCUGCACUCAAUACCCUCAUAUUCAACUUAGUAUUGUGUUUUUACCUACAUACCCCUUUCCUGCGGGGGUGGGUAUAAAAGCACUCAUGAUUGCUGAUUCCGUGGGCUGUCUAUUACGGUGGCAAUACUUUGAUCACGCUGCACACUUGGGAGGUGUAUUCUGGGGAAUAUUUUGGCAAAAAUGGGGCAAUGCGAACAUUUGGCAGAAACGUGAUCCAAUUUUAACAUUUUGGCACAACUUCCGAAAUUCACGUUAACCUUCGAUCAAUAAUAUCUGUUACUUUGAUACAUUACAUGUUUUACAGUACAUGAUAUUGCACAGCAAAGUAUUGAUCAUUUAUCGUUCAUAUAAACAUGUAUGUACAUAUCCGCAGAAUGACGCACAAAAGUGCUGGCGCUUAUAAUAUUAUGUACAUACGUUGCAGAUUGUAUACUGUGUAUACUAAAACAAAAGGAGAUGUUUGAUAAAAUCACAAAAAUUUAACAUGAAAUCAAGUAAUCUAUGGAAUUUGUAUACAUUACUGCAUUCGUGCAAAUAUGUGUAUGGAUAUUUAUAUAUUUUGUACCUUCGGAUAAAGAUUUGACAAUUUGGCGUAUAAAGGAAAAAUAUAUAGAAAUAUUGAUGAGACUGAUGAAGUUAGUUCAACUGUAAUAAAGAAUAAGCAAAAAGGUAGUAAUAAUAAUUUAGCAAUACGUUAGCGACGUUAAUUACGCAAAGUGGAAAGUCAUCCAGAAAAACAUUUUUAUUUAAAAUCUCAUAUAUAUCAUGGAAUGUACACUGAAAAGAGCACAAGUUGAGUUUUAAUUAUGAACAUAAGUCAAAUAAAUGAAUGCUACUGGUUUAGA